GUAACCAGGCUUCGCCGCCUGCUUGAAGUAAGCAGCGUUGUUCUUCGUAGUAGAAAUAAAAGAAGAACUUUAAGCUAUUUUAUUAGGUACCUGUGUUACACUGUACGCGAAUCAUUAUGGACACACUGCUCCUGCACGGAGAGGCUGAAGGUUACAUCCAAGGUUUGGAGAGAGUUUCACUGCGCGACGUUGGGAGCCCCAGGUGGUUUCGGCAGCACGAAUACAUUGAGAAACUCAAUAUGCAAGCUAUUCUUCAUGCCAGUGCUAAUCAAGAGGAGUUUAUCAAAGACCUUUUGGUGUCACUUGAAAAGAUUCCUACACUGGUUCAUGGAAUGAUACUCGUUGAAGUUUGGAAGCAGAAAGUGUUCCCUAUCCUCUGCAAGCUCCAGGACUUCAGCCCAAAGAGCACCUUUCCACUGUAUAUGGUGAUUCACCAUGAAGCUACAAUCAUAAAUCUGUUGGAGACUAUCUUAUAUCAUAAAGAAUCAUGCGAGGCAGCAGAGGAUGCUGUUGUGGACCUUGUCGAUUACUGCCAUCGCAAAUUGACUCUGCUGGCAGGGCGCUGUGCCCGGGGAGAAAUCCCCACUGAAGACAGAACCUCACAGACAGAGGUCUCAGACAUGAACACUGUACAGGAUCUGCAAAAUCAAAGCGCAGCAUUAGAAUUUGAGCUCUCUCUCAAGGCUCUCUCUGUGCUACGCUACAUUACGGAUCACGUAGAGAGUAUGAGUGUUCUCACGAGGAUGCUGAAUACUCAUAACCUGCCCUGCGUGCUGGUUCAACUUGUAGAACAUAGUCCCUGGAGCCGUAAAUCUGGAGGUAAGCUGCAGAAGUACGAAGGUGGGAAGUGGAGAGAGAUCCCUGCAGAGGACAUGUUAAAAAUGACCAAACUGGAAGGGCAGGUGUGGAUUGCUUUGCUGAAUCUACUGCUUAAACCAGACUGCCAGAGGAAAUAUGAUUUCAACAAUUUCAACAAAAACCAGCUCUUAAAGCUGCGCGGAUUUUUGACAGAGGUUGUUAUCGAUCAGCUGCCAAACCUUGCUGAUCUUCAGCGUUUCCUCAGCCACUUAGCUGUUACAGACCCUGCACCUCCAAAAAAAGACCUUAUCCUUGAGCAGGUACCGGAGAUCUGGAAUGAGAUAAUUGCAGAGAAUUCUGGAAAGUGGAAAGCCAUAGCUAAACACCAAGUGAAGAAUGUGUUCAACCCAUCUGAGAGUGAGCUGAGAGGACAAGCAAAUAGGCUGGCAGAGACUUAUAAUCUUGAUGUUAUGGAGUGUCUCAUCCCAGACAAACCAAAAUGUGGUGCAUGUGGAGCGGUCGCGGUCAAGCGUUGCUCCCGCUGCCAGGGAGAGUGGUACUGCAACAGAGAAUGCCAAGUGAAGCACUGGCCCAAGCACAAACUUGCGUGCCAGAUGUUGUCAGAAGCCACAGAGAAACUACAGAAGGAGCUGAACAUCAAGACCUGAGGGCCUCCACCCCUUACUGAUAGGAAAGAGACAAAGACUUCAUUUUCAGAGUUCGGAGGAAUAAAAUGACUGUAAAUGCCAGAAUGUCUGAAUGACCUAUAGCUUGGGUUGCUAUGGUGUUGAUGUGGAUUGUGGAAGCGUUGGAGCUACGAUUUAGUGUAGUAACCGGAGCUUGUGUGUGACUGCAUUAACUGCAGGAAUUUAUAUUGAACUUUAGAAGUACUGAGAAUUGUUUGUUUAAAAAUUAAAAGGAAAUUUGUCGGUAUGAGGACCAUUUAUGUGUCUUGUUUAUAUGUAAAAACUGAAGUCAGUGUUGGGUUUUCUGAGCAUCUUGCUCCUUUGUGCUUGUAACGCUGUUAAACAGUAUCAAGCGUAAACCUUCACACACACACAGAGAGAGAAAGAGAGAGAGAGAGAGAGAGAGACUGACUUUUGAGCACUCUUCCAAAAAUACAGCAAC
This is a messenger RNA of Hemibagrus wyckioides, 1926 nucleotides long. RefSeq names its product zinc finger, MYND-type containing 10 (gene zmynd10). The record is from RefSeq and is a predicted model, not a curated record. The transcript has 12 exons. Gene Ontology annotation, biological process: motile cilium assembly; inner dynein arm assembly; outer dynein arm assembly. Gene Ontology annotation, cellular component: centriolar satellite; cytoplasm. Bases 117 to 1466 code for a protein of 449 amino acids. NCBI's taxonomy places the organism in Eukaryota, Metazoa, Chordata, Actinopteri, Siluriformes, Bagridae.